Molecule: messenger RNA, 3626 nt
Organism: Anopheles coluzzii
Lineage: Eukaryota; Metazoa; Arthropoda; Insecta; Diptera; Culicidae
Gene: Cpr76Bd
Product: paternally-expressed gene 3 protein
Exons: 4
Coding region: 172-2784 (870 amino acids)
Source: RefSeq, a predicted model, not a curated record
CACACACACACACCACGUGCUGUUUUGUAGCCGUUUUUGUUGAGUGUCGCUAGUGCGUGUGAGAGUGCGUGAAUCCGUCCGACGGGAGAGCAAGUCGGCGUCCCGGUUCCUAAUAUCCUGCGGGAUAGAGCACAUUUAAAGCGCGUUCGUUUCACUCGCAAAGUGCACAUCAUGAAGAUGUUUGCUGCCGUGCUGUUGGCGGCCUGCCUGGCCACAUCGAGCCUGGCCAGCCCGGCCCCGGACUGUCCACCGAGCGGGCACGUCUCCGGCUACUCCUACCCGGCCCCGACCGUCCAGCUGUCCGUCGGCAAGGCGAUCAACUCGGUCAGCGUGACGCCCGGCUUCUCCUCCUACUCCGUCGACGGUGAGGUGAAGUACGCGUCGGUCGGUCCGUCCUACAGCUCGUACGAAGCGUCCCCCGCCUAUAGUGCGUACGGUGCGUCCGGCGAGGACCUGAAGCUGACCAGCUACGAGGCGGGCGUGAAGACGGUCGAGGCUGCCCCGGCCGUCACCUACACCGCCAAGACCGCCGGCGUGGUGUACGCGGACAAGUCGCCCGCCGCCACCUUCGCUUCCGUGGUGCCGUCGGUCAGCUACACCAAGACGGUGGCCGCCCCGGCCGUCUACGCCCAGCCCGCCGUCAGCAAGGUGUACACCAGUGAGGCUGCCCCUGCCUACCAAGUCACCAAGGAGUACCUGCCGCCCACCGUGAAGACGUACGCCACCGCUCCAGCCGUCGCCUCGUACGUGUCCACCCCGACCGUCACCAAGUAUGCGGCCGCGCCCGCCGUCUCGUCGUACGUUGCCACCGCACCGGUCGUCAGCAAGUACGUGUCGGCCGGCCCCGCUGUCAGCUAUUCCGCUGCCCCGGUGGCCAAGGUUGCCACCUACUCGAGCUAUGCGCCCGCUGCCAAGGUCGCGACCUAUGCUACCCCCGCCUACGGUUAUGCUGCGUCCUAUGCUCCGGCCGUGAAGGCCAGCUACGCCAGCUACGCACCGGCCACGUCGUACGCCAGCUACGCACCGGCCACGACCUACGCCAGCUACACGCCCGCCGCUAAGGUGGCCUCGUACACCCCGGCCGUCGGUUACGCUGCCUAUGCGCCGGCCGCUAAGGUUGCGUACGCCGCGCCUGCCGCCAGCUACGCCAGCUCGUACGCCACCACCUCCAAGCUGGCCUAUGCCGCGCCGGCCGUCACCAAGACGGUCGUGUCCGCACCGGCCGUCGCUUCCUACUACUCCGCCCCGGCCGUCACCAAGUACUCGUCCGCCCCGGCCGUGUCGACCGCGUACGUGUCCGCCCCGACCGUCACCAAGUAUGCCGCGGCCGGCGUUGCCUAUACCCCGGCCGUCUCGAGCUACGUUGCGCCCUACUCGGCCCAAGCGUACACCCCGGCCGUCAGCAAGUACGUCUCGACGCCCGCCGUCUCCUCGUACUACGCCACGCCCGCCGUCUCGAAGGUAGUGUCCAGCCCGGCGUACGCCUCGUACGUGUCCGCCCCGGCCGUCACCAAGUACGCGUCCGCACCGGCCGUGUCCAGCGCGUACGUUUCCACCCCGGUCGUCAGCAAGACGGCGUACUCUGGCGCUUAUCUGGCCGCUCCGGCCGUCGCUAAGGUUGCCACCGCGUACGGACCGGCCGUCGCUUCCUACAGCACUGGCCCUGCCGUUUCGGCCUACAGCACCGGCUCGGCCUACAGUACCGGCUCGGCCUACUCGAGCUACUCCGUCGCUCCGGCCGUCUCGAAGGUAGUUUCGAGCCCAGCCGUCGCUGCCUACAGCACUGGACCGGCUUACUCCAGCUACUCGGUCGCUCCGGCCGUCUCCAAGGUGUACUCCACGCCAGCCGUUGCCGCCUAUAGUGCCGUCCCUGCCGUCUCCAAGGUCUACUCGACCCCGGCCGUCGCUUCUUACAGUGCCGUCCCGGCCGUCUCCAAGGUGUACUCGACCCCGGCCGUUGCUAGCUACAGUGCCAGUCCCGCCUACUCCUCCUACUCGGCCACCCCGGCCGUUGCCUCGUACAGUGCCGUCCCGGCCGUCUCCAAGGUGUACUCCACCCCUGCCGUCGCUUCGUACAGUGCCGUCCCUGCCGUCUCCAAGGUCUACUCCACGCCGGCCGUUGCCAGCUACAGUGCCGUCCCGGCCGUCUCCAAGGUGUACUCGAGCCCUGCCGUCGCUGCUUACAGUGCCGGUCCCGCCUACUCCUCCUACUCGGCCACCCCGGCCGUCGCUGCGUACAGCGCCGGUCCGGCCUACUCGGCCUACUCCGUCGCUCCGGCCGUCACCAAGUACGCUACGUCCGGUGUUGCCGGCUACGCUACGUCCGGUGUUGCCGGCUACGCCACGUCCGGUGCCACGCACGGCUACUACGCCGCCGGCCCAGCCGUCUCGGCCGCUCACUACGGAGGCUACCGUUAUGCUGCCGCUGCUCCUGCCCUGACUACCGCCUACACGGCCCCGGCCACCGUCGUCAAGACCGUUGCGCCGACCACCGUCGUGAAGACGGUCGCCGAGAAGUACCUCGAACAUUAUGAAGAUAAUGCCCGCUACGCUUUCGAGUACGGCGUGAACGACCCGCUGACCGGUGACAUCAAGCACCAGAAGGAGGAGCGCGACGGUGACGUCGUGCGCGGCCAGUACUCGCUGGUCGAGCCGGACGGUAACGUGCGCACGGUCGACUACUACGCCGACUGGGCCACCGGGUUCCACGCGACCGUCACCAACAGCCGGGACCAGGUGCACGCCACCAAGGUGCUGGGCAAGCGCGACACCGUGAAGGCGUAAGGCGUCCCACCCAUCUCCCAUUUUCCACUAGGGGACUCACUCUCGUCCCGGUGGCAGCAGCCAGGAAGCAGUGAUCGCUGUGUACAGAGAACGUCCUGCAAAAUCGCUCCUCUUCAUCCGAAUCUUCAUCCAUCUCCAACACACACACACUUCAUUGUCCAUUCGAAAGCGCAGAUGUGUUGGUAGUAGCGUAGAGACGUGUUAAUGUAUGUGUGCCUUGUUUUGUUUACUCAUUCAUAUUCGUUCUUAGCCGUUUUUGGAUGUUUUAUUUGUAUCGCGCCAUAACGCUGUCUCUCUCUCUCUCUCUCUCUCUCUCUCUCUCACACACACACACAGGCACUUUGUAUGUCCAGUUUUACAUUGUUUGUUUUUUUUUUGUAUUGUAUGUAUGUACAUGUAUACUACGAUUAUUUAUUGUUUUCGUGAUGAGUAGUUGCACGGGCAAGUGUGCUGUGCAGAGCAGGACAGAGAAGAAAAACAAGUUCGUAGCAAUCGGAACUAGUGUGUCAAACCCGUCCGUCCUGUUCAAAAUCUGUCCGCGCCUGUUUUGACAACCCUGUAAAUAUAUCAUACACGACCGUGCUCGAGAAAAAAAGAAAAGAAAAACCGCUCACCUCACGAAAACAGGCCGUAUUUUGUUCAUAUUUUGUCCAUUCUCACAACCACACACACACAUCUCUCAUCCGCCCCAAAAUCCGCAACCUGCCCGUACCGCUCGUUCCAGGACUUCCAUCAGGACGCUUGCCGGACCGCCUCAGCUCCAUCCUUCCCUCAUCCCAUCAUGUUAUCUUUGUGAUAGAAGUGUCAUACAAAUAUAUGUAUUUUAUUACUCUUUUUAAAAA